AGCCCGGAAAAGAUUCCAAACAGCACAAAAAAUAUUUAUCUCGAAAAUUCUAACACAAAAUUUCAUCAGUGAAAUGUCCGAAUUGCAAGCAUCGCUGCUUCUGAAACGGCAAUUGGCCGAGUUGCAACGCAAUCCUGUUGAGGGGUUCUCUGCUGGGCUCGUCAACGAUGUCGACUUGUUCAAAUGGGAAGUAGUCAUCAUUGGUCCGCCGGACACACUGUACGAAGGCGGUUGUUUCAAGGCUCAUCUAGUAUUUCCCAAGGAGUAUCCGUUGCGUCCACCACGCAUGAAGUUCGUCACCGAAAUCUGGCAUCCGAACAUUGACAAAUCGGGCGAUGUAUGCAUCUCUAUAUUGCACGAGCCCGGCGAUGACAAAUGGGGCUAUGAAAAGGCCGAGGAGCGUUGGCUUCCAGUGCACACAGUGGAGACCAUUCUACUCUCUGUCAUCUCCAUGCUCACCGAUCCCAAUGAUGAGUCAGCUGCCAAUGUAGACGCUGCCAAGGAGUGGCGCGAGGACCAUGCCGAAUUCAAGCGGAAGGUGGCACGCUGUGUGCGGCGCAGCCAAGAGGAGGUUUAGCCAAUGAUGCAUCACGCAGCAUCGAAAGACUGAAACAUCCAACCCAGACAAACUGAAAAAGCCAAACCACCAUCUAACACACAAUCUUGUAGCGGUCAACUUACAAAACUUCAAAGCAUUAAAACGGACACGGAAGAGACAUCUCCCUCUAUCCGCAUGAAAUUUUGCAGAUUAA
Messenger RNA from Scaptodrosophila lebanonensis, 752 nucleotides. RefSeq names its product ubiquitin-conjugating enzyme E2 G1 (gene Ubc87F). Gene Ontology annotation, biological process: proteasome-mediated ubiquitin-dependent protein catabolic process; protein polyubiquitination. Gene Ontology annotation, molecular function: ubiquitin conjugating enzyme activity. The record is from RefSeq and is a predicted model, not a curated record. Bases 74 to 577 code for a protein of 167 amino acids. Lineage: Eukaryota; Metazoa; Arthropoda; Insecta; Diptera; Drosophilidae. The transcript has 2 exons.